GUUGCAAUAAUUACACACGAACCAAUGUAAAUUUAUUAAUUUGUUUCACUUUGCUUGGACGGAUUUUACAACAAAACCAUCAAAUUGCUGACACAAUGUGAACUAACACUUUAUGGGUAGCCACCAAAAUGACGGGUUUGAGUGAUACAGAACACUUUGUAGGAAGGUGAAUGCAGAUGAUUUGGCCGCGGCAUCGGCAGGACUCCAUGAUCCAGGCACACGACACAGCAGAGCGAGAGAGAGAGAGACAAAAACCUAAGCCUUGGUUAACUAAACUAAACACUGGGCGUGCAGCACAUGCAUGGUGCAGAUCGGAAUAGAUCACCGGUCCUAAAUCUACUGCACCGGCAACCCGUCGUGUGGUGGUAGUAAGUGCAGUCAACACUUCACUUGCAGUUGGAUAUUUAAUUCUCGUCAACUCCAGCCUGUCCUUACCAAUCACCGUCAUCGCCUGAUGCCUCAUCAUGCUCCACCCAUCGGACGCUGAUCUCCUUUGAUUCAGGCACAGGAAGGAGGGGCUUUGCCUUAUUGUGUUGCCCACAAAGUGAUUGGAAGUGGGAUGAUAAUGCAGUUGGUUGGGAGUCACAGCAAUGUGCGGACGGAUAAACUCGACCCUGGCAGGAGAUACCAGUCGCCGUUCAGCCGCGGAGGUGUGCCGUCCAUCUCGUCCGUCGUCAUCGUAGAUGGAGCCCUCACGGUAUGGCAGCCCAAACAAAUGAUAAUGACUUCCUUAGUCCGCUGUCGCUGAGCGUCGUGUGUAAUCUGUGCACCAGCAAGAUGCAGACUGUGGCCGAUCUGUUACUGUUGACCAGUGACACGCGACCGGUCAACACCGACAAUGUGACCGGGACGGUGGGAGAGUCCUUCUCCAAGUGUCGUGAUACGCUCAUCGCUAAAACCAAAGGACUAGGGAUACUAAGCCGAGAAGUGCGGAUACAGUUCCUGUCAGGGAAGUUCAAAGACACGGCUGAGAUGCUGUAUGAAUUGACCGAUCUUGUUGUAAAUAUUAUAGAAUGCUCUGGGCAUGCUGCCUACCUUGCUGCAAUCAGUGAACCCGGCUCUAAGCAAGCCGUUCCCGGGAUUAUCGAUCGAUAUAAGAUAUCCCGAGCCAGAUUUGACAUUGAGCACUGCUGUAUGAGACUGCAAUACACACCACUUAUGGAGCUAUCGCCGCAAGUUGUAGUUGAUAUCUCAACGGAGAUCGCUAAGAAUCUAACUACACUUACAAAUGCUAGCAAGCUUGCCAGCGAUGCUAGCGACGACCCUUUCCACAAAGAGCAAUUCAAACUGGCUAUCAAGAGCGUCACAUCCUGCACUAGUACCCUCCUACUGAGCAUACGACGCUACAAGGUUACCCUGGAUGAAUCCAACCGAGGACGUUGUGUCACCUUCGCCAAACCACUCGUGCAAUCUUGCCAGGCCCUCGUGGAGUACGCAACCGAACAGGAACACAUCGGCACUCCAGCUAAGCUCUGCGAGAACGGCCACAAGAUCCAAACGGCCAUCUUAGGAGGCUGUAUGAGCAUUGCCAGCUCCUGUAUCCAACUGGUCAGCUGUCUACGAGCGGCGUCAUUGGACCUCCACAAUGCUGAACUCAUGCAGCGGUUAUCGCUAUGUUGUGCUGCAGUCGCGGAUGGAGCGAAGCUCCUUUCCCAGGCGUUACGGGAUAAGAGCUCACCCAGAACGUUACCGUCCAAUUCCACAAACUCGCUCAGUUCCAACGGCUCAACAAACUCAUUUCCCAAUGAAGGUGACACCCAUAGUACGUGCAGCUGAGGCCGGUUUCCUUCUCUGCAUUUGUAAUUUUAGUGACAUGAAAAUUUAAUGAAUUGCUUCCUAAAAGACGAGGUCCUGUGUCUGCACCUGACCUCGUAGGCUUAAAAUAUUAUCCAAUGUACUCUUUAACCGGGGUCAAGAGUUUUUUAAGCAACUUAUUCACACCAACUAAGCAAAUUUAUUUCACUAAGCAGGGUCUGCCUUUAUAGAGCUGCUCAGCAAAAAUGAGGUAUUUAAAUUUUAAUUUAAAUACCUCAUGUUUUGCUGAGCAAUGUUUGCAGCCUGUCACAAUCAGCAAACAUCAAAUGACAUUUUUAACCGACUUGUGUUAAAAGUGAAGUGUUUGAAUGCUUAACAAAUGUGUCUUUGUGCUUAGGGGACUUGUUAACUUGACCCCAUGUGUAGUUUGGCUAAUCACGUGUAUUUAUUACAUUAUAAGUCAUUUGGCCUGCGAGCGGUCCAGUGUGAAUUACGAGCCCCACAAUUGGAAAAUUGGGAAGUGUAUGGUAAACUUUUGAAGGGGCACUAUACAUUGGAGACUCGGAAAACAGAGGCCCAAUGUCCUCUAUGGCCUCUGUAUUAUUCCAUGCCUGCAACAUGGUUCUAUUAUACAUUGUAGGUAACACUAUUAACAUUCUUAUCUUUUGAUAAUAAUUCCUGCCAUAAGAUACAUGCAUUGUAUACUGUGCACUGUAGGCCUACCAUUCUUAUUGGCGGGAAGCACUCUACAAUGAUUGUCUUAAAUCAUGGGUAAACCUUACGCAGACAUAAAACAAAAAAAGCCUACAUAUAUGUACAACUUGUGUUUAAACUUGCUUUGUUCUUUUCAAUAAAUGAGGCAAUAAAAGGGUAGCAACGAGUUCCUAAAUGGCCGUUUAAAACCGGCAGGGUUGUUGCCAUGUGAGGUUUUAAAUGGCUGGUUAAGAAUGAGUCACUUCUCUUUUAUUCCCAUUCAUAGAUGCCUUUCUGGUUAAAGGGCAUAAUGAAGUAGAAACUCUUUAAAACUUUUCCGUUUCGGACUACUUGAGCUCUGUACGUCCGUGUGUUGCAUUGUUAUGACUGAGACGACAGUUUCCGGAUCCGUUAGUGCGCAUAUAGUCUUGGUGCAAGACAUUCUUAUUUUCCUUUCACACACAGUGCUGCACAACUCACCGACAGCGCCCGCAUCGCCUGUAACAAGACUGGUGUGUAGUAUCCGAAAACAACCGGUUAUAAACAGAGCUCCAGCUGGUCGUUAUCAACCGUUUAAACACCCCCAUGUGACGCGCUCUCCCCCAAUAGGACUGGCGAAACUGUCUGAGGUAUUUAUGAAUGUCCAAUUGUGCUUUAAUGUAAUAUGAUUGAUAAACAAUGUGUCACGACAGUACACUCAUCGGAAAAGCAUGAUGUGAAACACACAUUUUCAAGACAACAAUCGAGCUAGCUCGUCUUAAUUAAAAGUUGUAGGGCAUACAUGACCAUAUUUUCAUUAACAUGUAGAAUACACAUUACUACACAUGUAACAUACUAUUAUGUUUUGUACACUGUUCAUUUCCUUCCUCCAUGUUUGUACCCUACUAAAGAUAUAUUCAUGUAGGACUGUGUGCAAUGCCUGUAAAAGCAUUUCACUUUCACAAUAUUGUUAGGCCAAACCCCAAAGUAUUUGGGCUAAAGAAGUAAAUUCUUUUGAA
This is a messenger RNA of Asterias rubens (European starfish), 3446 nucleotides long. RefSeq names its product talin rod domain-containing protein 1-like. The transcript is spliced from 2 exons. Gene Ontology annotation, molecular function: actin binding. NCBI's taxonomy places the organism in Eukaryota, Metazoa, Echinodermata, Asteroidea, Forcipulatida, Asteriidae. The record is from RefSeq and is a predicted model, not a curated record. The coding region runs from base 700 to 1776 and encodes 358 amino acids.